This is a messenger RNA of Paraphaeosphaeria sporulosa, 477 nucleotides long. RefSeq names its product ribosomal protein S21e. Lineage: Eukaryota; Fungi; Ascomycota; Dothideomycetes; Pleosporales; Didymosphaeriaceae. Bases 54 to 314 code for a protein of 86 amino acids. Gene Ontology annotation, biological process: endonucleolytic cleavage in ITS1 to separate SSU-rRNA from 5.8S rRNA and LSU-rRNA from tricistronic rRNA transcript (SSU-rRNA, 5.8S rRNA, LSU-rRNA); endonucleolytic cleavage to generate mature 3'-end of SSU-rRNA from (SSU-rRNA, 5.8S rRNA, LSU-rRNA); translation. Gene Ontology annotation, molecular function: structural constituent of ribosome. The transcript has 2 exons. The record is from RefSeq and is a predicted model, not a curated record. Gene Ontology annotation, cellular component: cytosolic small ribosomal subunit; ribosome.
CGCACGCCACACCCCUCGAAACACCCCCCGACGUCCCAUUCACAACCGUCACCAUGGAGAACGAACGCGGCGAGCUCGUCGACCUCUACGUCCCCCGCAAGUGCAGCGCCACCGGCCGCAUCAUCAAGGCCAAGGACCACGGCUCCGUCCAGAUCAGCAUCGGCAAGGUCGACGAGAACGGCCGCUACACCGGCGAGAACCAGACAUACGCUCUCUGCGGCUUCGUCCGCGCCAUGGGCGAGAGCGACGACUCCAUCAACAGGCUCACCCAGAAGGACGGCUUCCUCAAGAGCGUCUGGACCGCGCAGCGAUAAAUCACUGUGGGACACGUGCGUCUUGCCAGUCACCGUCGGUUUCGGGGACUGACAGGCUGCAGGAGUACCGGAUCUGGCAUGAGCGGAAAAGGACACGGAUUGCGUUUCAUGGCUUUUUAAGGCUUUCAUCAUGAGGGCUGCUACGGAGUCACGAUUGACGGAC